Messenger RNA from Stegostoma tigrinum, 5525 nucleotides. It is a transcript of the gene cfap20dc, whose product is annotated as CFAP20 domain containing. NCBI's taxonomy places the organism in Eukaryota, Metazoa, Chordata, Chondrichthyes, Orectolobiformes, Stegostomatidae. The transcript is spliced from 16 exons. The record is from RefSeq and is a predicted model, not a curated record. The coding region runs from base 97 to 2553 and encodes 818 amino acids.
AGUCGAGACGUUGAGGUGUUGUUCGCAAAUGGAAAGGACUGUUUCUGUGCAUUUCCUCCAUUAGAUUCUUACAAAGCUUUCUGAACGUUUUGCAGCAUGUUCAAGAACGAGUAUCAGGGAGGACCAUUUGUAGAAAUCUUCAGCUCACAAGGUAAAGAUCCGGUAGCAAAAUGGAAGCUUUGCGGCAGUCCAGCAGUCCAAAAAGUUUUUGAUAAAGAAGUGAAGAGCUAUGUUUAUAUACUGGAAGGCAGCAGUCAGAGAAACAAGAUGCAAUUGCCAAAGGACAGCAAACAGUCACUUGGCCUUAUCCAGCGGUUCCUUGUGAUGCAGCUUUGUGUGCCUGUGGGACAAGACUUCUCUACAGAAUUGCUAAUUACUGAUUUGGGAAAUAUCAAGCGACGACUGUAUUUAUCAACUAUCCAUAAGGAAUUGUCUGCAACCCCACUACAUGCAAAAAUACCGUUGGGUAUUAUCAAACGUAAAAUCUGGAGCAAUGUUUGUAUUGACAUGGUGUCAUUUGCUAAUGCUGCAUUUAAAGGAGCAGGUUUUCAGUCCUUAGACAGGAUUGUUGUCUCAGCCAACUGUAAACUAAGGAAAAUCUUCACGAUGAAACUGCAGCCUCUGGAUACUACUUUCAAGAAUGAUGUAUAUUCAUUACAGUGUUUGACUGAUGGACCAACCGAUGUAAUUCCGAAGUGCUGUCAGCUAGGCAUUGAUGUAGAUCAAGUUACACAGCUCCUGAAUGUAGUAAAAUUGAAACAGGGAGAAUUAAGGCUUGGAAACCAACCCUCCACUUCAACAGAUUUGGACCAACAGACCAACCGUGGAACAGCCAGUGCACGUAGUGUUAGAACCCAAGACAUUUCUCACAUUGCUUUCGGAUCAAAAGUACUUGGACCACCUCCAACCAGUGGCAGAAAAGCUGGGACAACAGGAUCUAAAGAUUUAUCAGUCUUGGUGGAUAACAAAACAGCCAGAUCAUCUUACCAACCUCAUUAUAAUAAAGAUGCCAUAUCAGAAAGGUUGACUGGCAGAUCAGAAAGACGGACUUCAAGUCGACCAGAACCAGCUAAUCAAAUAAAUGAAGAAAAUAUUUGCUUUACAAAGCAAACAUCUGGGGCUGUUUGUUUGGCUAAACCUAAAAAUGAGAUUGAAGUUUUAUCAGAAGAACAUCAACUUGAAAAGCCUCAACCCCCACAGGAGCAGUGUUCCGACAGGAAUAAUCGUAGAAAAUCACGUUUACAGCUGAGUGAUGUGGAAAAGAAUGACACAAUUGAUGAUCAAUGGCACUUUCCUGACCACUCUGACAACAGUUUGCAAUUCAUUUGCCCUCAACGUUCCACUUCUAAUCCAGAACAUUCCAGAAACAGUUCACGUUUACAAAUGAAUGAAAACAACAAAGAAAAUAAAAGCAGGUCACCAUCUUUAAGUGAAGAUGACGAAAAAGAUGAUGAAUUAAAAUUGAAGGACAUAUUUACAUUUUCAUCACAACCAAGGUCAGCUCCUCAUGGCAAGACACAGACUGCUUCAUCAGAAUGUUUCACGUGGGCAGUAGAUAUGGAGGAUGAUGGAGAACCAGAAAAUCCAGAUAAAAGAGGAGCUCAUCUGGAGGAUGAUUUCCAUCAGAAUUAUGACAGUGAAGAGGAUGAUACGCUGAAUAACAUUACCAGACAACCUGUGGAUGCCAGGACACGUUCCACCAGCUCGGAAGCCUCAUGCGUCUAUCAUAUAUCCUAUAGUUCAAUGUCAGUUGCCUCUGAAAGAACAAUACGAGCUCCUUCAGGAGAACAAACCUUACAAGAAACUCCUUUUCCUGUGCUGACCAAAACAGACAAAGCAAAGAUUCAUAGCAGUAUCUCUCCGGUCCUAAGCAGAUCUCCCACCAGAGUAGAUGUUCCAGAUUCUACGCCAAGCAUCAUAAAAGUGAAAGAUGGCCAAGCUAACCAAUCCAGAGCUUCCAUGGUAAAAAGAUCCUUAAAAGAAAUCCCAAAGGAAGAUCCAAGACUAACCACAGAGACCUCUGAAUAUAACUGGUUGAACUAUCAGCCAAAGGAUAUGAGUGAAUCUGAUGAAGCAAGAAUGCUGGCUAGUUUACGACGCCAGCAACUUGAAGAAAUGGAGGAUGAAGGGAAGACAAACCAUUUGAAUGCCAUCCAGCUUGGUUACUGUGUCUAUGGUGAUGAUAGCUUGAGUACGAGCAGUGAUGAUACAAGCAUCUGGAGUACCCAGCAUACAGGACCGCCAGUCAAUCAAGGCCAUCACUACCAGAAUGAAAUGCUUUUGACUCUAUCUCAGAAAAAAAUGAAUCCACUUCUUCUAUCUAAUCCACGAGAUUGGGGUAAUAUUUACAGUCCCCCCAUCAUUCUGCCCAGUGAACAACUAAAAGAUGGGAAAAAUGCCCUUUCACCUAGACGACCUGCAGUUCUUCAGGAUAUUGGAAAUGAUACUGCAAAUAAUGCUGAAGAUCAAGAUGAAGUACUGGAUCUGUUAUAUGAUCCUUGUUUGAAUUGUUACUUUGAUCCAAAAACGGGAAAGUACUAUGAACUAGCAUGAGUCGAAGAUUGAGACUUUUGAAGCAACAUUUGUUGCAUGGCUAUAGCUUGGGUUUCAUGAAGCCUUCAACAGCGUAUCAUUUCAAAGAUGCCCCUGAAAUUCAUAAAGUCAGAUAAAAAUACUUCAAUCCAAAGCAAGACUGAAUGAUGUUGAACUGAAUGUAACCAGCUUCUGAGGUCUGCCGCAGCAUUUCAGCACGCAUUAUUUUUAAUUAUAAAGCACUGUAACUGGACAUAUUCUACAGUUCUGUACAUGUUUCUUCUUCUAAAUAUGAUCUUGAAUGCUUGUUAGUACUUUUGCAUGCACUUGCUGUCUAAUUUGAACCAUGUCUUAUUUUGAAACAAGGAAAUAUAUUAAUAAUUAACAGAUUAUUGCAUUGUAACUAAAUUUGUAAAAUUUAGGAAUUAAUUUCACAGAUAUUAUUGCUUCAGAGUGAAAAACUUUCAAUCGUGGGCAAUUUUCUUAAGCUAGUGCAACGGGUGUGGAUGGGUUUGUAAUUUCAUGCCAGUUUGCUGACACCAUCACGUACCAAAGCCACUUUCAGGAAGGCUGGAUCAUGUUCCCCAUUUGCAAUUAAUGAGGCAUUUGUUAGGUUAAUUGAGAGCCAAAUGAUCAGAUGCCAAUUUCCUGUCAGACUGCAACCCAGUGUAGCAUUAGGAUCGUUGCACAUGACUGAAUGAAGCUGCCCAGCAGCAGACCGUGGGACCAACACUGCAGGACUUCCUGCUUCCCUGACUACAAUAGUGUUCUAGUAGCUAUGACCAUUUUUUAUUACAAAUAUCUUGGAAGUGCUCAGGAUGGAGGUUUCCUCUCCCUUAAGCUGACUUAUGUUGCCUGACUGGCCCUUUACAAUGUGAUGUGAGGAUACCUAUUGGAUCCUGAUGUCAGGGUCCAGACCCAAAAUGGAAGAUUCUGUCCCUUAUGUUUGCUAUUGGUCAAACAUAUAUUAAUGCAGUGUUUACACUACAUAGACAUAAAAUGUAGAUUUGAUCCUGGACUGGAGACUGGUAACCUCAGUAAUGUAAAGAUAACGUAUUGAACAGGGGUUCAACACAACCACUAUAAAAUGGUCAUCAAGAAUUGACUGUAUAGUCAAUGAUUUUGCCUGAGGUCCACUCGAAAUGCAGCUUCAUUGGCAUAAAGCCAACAUACUGCAGUAACCAAUUGGGUUCCAAUUGCAGAUCACAAGUAUGGGCCUGAAGCAAUUCAACUGACACCGAUGCGAAACCAGCCUCUGUAAAGUAUGCUGAGUUGGAGAGAGUCAACCUCUCAACAGCGUGUCCUAUGAAAUAAAUCUAUUGAAAAAAAAGCUUCUCCAAAUGAGGAUGGCCCCAGCAGUAACUGGUUUAAAGCUAAAGACCCUGCUUAAAUGGAUAGAACACAUAGGUUCCUAAAAGAAGUGAAAUAACUUCAAUGAUGGACACAUUUGAGAGCUGACAGCCUCAAAUUCACAAGUUGGUUAUAGCAAAGUUUUGUGCAGGUUAAGCCUUCUGAUAUACUAGUUAACAUUGUGCCUGAGUUAGGGAAGCAAACCACAACCCAAUAGCAUUAUAUUUGCACAUUUUAUAACCAUAAACCCUGUGGAUUUAAUUAAGACUGACAAUGUUAAUGGAGAUUUAUGCAGAAUUAUGAGUUGUUUUCUACUGUUAACAGUGACAAACAAUACUGAUUCAGAACUGUCUAAACUCACAUCAAAUAAGAUAUUUUACAGCCAAGACAGAAAGUACGUUGCACAAAUGUGAAAACAAAAUUCACCGGAAGCUGCAAAUCUGAAAUUAAAACAGGAAGUGCUGGAAUUAUUCAACAGGCUUGGAAGCAUCUGUAGAAACAGAGUAAACAUUUUCAGUUAAUGAUGUUUUGUCAGAAGGCAAUUUCCUCCUGUGUUAGUUGGCUGAUAUUAGAUUCCAAUUAAACAACACAUUGUAUUUUAAAUUCUCACCUUAUUUUCACUUUGAUCAGUGCCCUUGCCCUUCUCGAUUUUUAAUUUCCUCCAGCACCACCACCCUCUGAAAUAUCUGUAACUAGUUUUGGAAUCUUGAGAAAUCCUGAUUUUACAUUGUCUGUUUUUAGUGGCUAUGCAUUCAGCUGCCAAAAAAAACACCUAAUGCUUUGGAAUUCCCACUUUAAACCUUGCUCCCUCUCUUUGUUCCUUAAAGAUCUUCUGUUAAAAAAAAACCUUUGGUCAAGUAUCCAAACAUCUUUUUACAUAGCUAGAUACUGUGCAUUUGUAAAACAAUUUGAACCAUUUUAUGUUAAAGGCACAAUAUGAAUACAAAAUGUUGUUACUGUCAAUUUGUGUUAGCUGCAAACUCCUUACUAAUUUACAUUCAGGUGUGAUUCCAUGUUUGCCACUUUUUACUCUGAGCUCAAAAACUUUGAAGGCAUUUUGUGGCCGACACUGGUACUGUUAAUACCUUUGGAGACAGGUUGAACCUCAGCAUGUCCACUCUUAUUGUAAAAAAGAACUGAGGGAACCUGGCAAGUGUACUUACUGUCAAAUUGGAGAGCAGCCUAGCUGCAAAAAAUAACAUCUCCUACUCCUUAACUGAGCCUCUCCCAUUUCCUUAUAUUAAUGAAAAAUAACAUUAAAAAUGAAUUUAAUUUUAGUCUAGCUGCUCAUUGUUAAGAAAUAUGAUUUGCUAUUGAAAUUAUGAGAUUCGUAAAUUAGAUUGUUAGAAUUUUUAUACCACUGGAUUCCUUUCCUCAGCAAUUUGGAUGUGGAAGACCAAUGAUUGAAACAAUGUUUCUGGGAAUAGAGGCGAAAGAUUUAGAAUUGCUUUCAUCUAUGUGCUUGCAACUGUUUCUGAGUAACUAAUUCAUGCCUUUCAUUGAAGAGCCAUGGUCUGAAAGUAGGUCAUUGAUCAAUAUUCUCUGCUCCAGGUGGCGUGUAACUUGACAAGGCAACAGAACAUGGACAAAAAUGUAAGGCUGUUUUUACAUCAUGUCAAAAAUACAAUAAAAAUACAAACGUA